UAGAUGGUUUGGUAGUUUAAAAACGGAAGGGGAUUGCUGACUUCCUCCGCACGUUUCAUCCACCUCCAUUCACGACUCUUAUUAGCAUUGUAAGGGGUCGGGUCGGGUCGGGUCGCGCAGUUAGGUAGUAAAGGUGGACCCGACAGAAAGUGGUGUUGUGUUGUGAAUUCCACGGUUGACAGCACUCCGUUUGCAUUUGUGAGUCAUUUAUUUGAAAAUCGGAAAUGCAGGUGUCAAGGGCAUCUUCGCAAAAAAUCACCCAAUUCCAAGCUUUAGUCCGCGGCACCAUCAACCAGCGCCACUCUAUCCGCCGCCCCUCCUUCUCCGAUGCAGCCGCGUUCCGCUCCCCUUCGCCGAUUUUCCACCCACAACAACGCCUGGGUAGUAGCACGUUUCGAUUCUUCUCCUCGAAUUUCGACAAAGGCUUUGCGCAGAAGGUGUUUGAUAAACCCGCGGCCGCAGUGAGCUCGGCCUUCUCCCGGUACCGCGAGGCAAUUGGGUUGCAAAUCGAGGCGUUUUGCAAGAGGAACUACCUCUUUCUGUUGGGCGCUGGUGGAGUUAUCCUUUGCGGUGUUCUUUGGAGGAUCCUCUUUGGAGUCGCUAACCUCUUCGUUGGAAUCUCCGAAGGCUUGGCUAAGUAUGGCUUCCUUGCCCUUUCAUCUGCUAUCGUUGCUUUUACUGGCUUGUAUAUCCGCUCGAGGUUCACAAUCAACCCGGAUAAAGUUUAUAGAAUGGCAAUGACGAGACUUAACACGUCUGCCGGGAUUCUUGAAGUUAUGGGUGCCCCUCUUUCUGGAACUGAUUUGAGAGCCUAUGUCAUGUCAGGGGGUGGCCUCACCUUAAAGAAGUUCAAGCCGAGUAUUAGGAGCAAACGGUGUUUUCUCAUUUUCCCCAUUAGAGGGUCUGAGAAAAAGGGACUGGUCAACGUUGAAGUCAAGAAAAAGAAUGGCCAGUAUGCUAUGAAGCUUCUCGCCGUUGAUGUACCCAUGGCUUCUGGUCCAGACCAGCGGUUGUAUCUAGUUGGGGAUGAAAACGAGUACAGAGUUGGUGGGGGGCUAAUAUCCGAGCUUAGAGACCCUGUAGUGAAGGCAAUGGCGGCAACCAAGGAAUUUGAUGCUCUUGAUGAGAUCGAGGAAGAGGAAGAUGCUGAAAGAGAACGCCUGGAGGAUGAAAGAAAGCAGCGUGAAGAAAUUGAAAAGCUUGAAAAGAGUGGCACCUAGUAAUAGGCUUUCCAGAUGUUUUUCUUCUGAUUUAUUUUCUAUAUGAUAGCAGGAGUUGAUGUUAUUUACAACACAUUUUGUUUUGUAUCAGUUCGAGUUUUCCCUAGAUUUAGAAACCCUUGUACCACAUAUGGCCAAGUUUAUCUGAACCAAAGUUGAGAAAAUAAAGCUGACAGGGAUCAACGUGCA
Molecule: messenger RNA, 1409 nt
Organism: Vigna angularis (adzuki bean)
Lineage: Eukaryota; Viridiplantae; Streptophyta; Magnoliopsida; Fabales; Fabaceae
Exons: 3
Coding region: 225-1220 (331 amino acids)
Cellular component (GO): intracellular membrane-bounded organelle
Source: RefSeq, a predicted model, not a curated record